AUGAUUUCAGAAGAAACGGGGAAGAUAGAAGAUUAUAUCUCGAUCUUUAGAAUUGAGUCAGCAUUUUAAGACCUUAUAUAGCGAAUUCAAAAGAAGAUAAAGAAGUUUCAACAUUUGAAAGAUGUAAUGGGUGAUCCAAAUCUAUUAAAAAAUAUUCUAGAAAAAGGUUAGGAUGGAGAAUAUAGGACGAGGAGAGGAAACAAUCGAAUUUAGAAGGGCGAUAAAAAACUAUAUCAAUGUAGAAUCUGUAAAAAGACAUAUCCAAAAUCAUAACAACUGGGAGGACAUUUAAGGAAAGGCCAUCCAAUAGACGAGGGUUUAGAAGUUGGUUAACCUUGAAAAGAAUGAGAUAAUAAUAUAU
Messenger RNA from Paramecium tetraurelia, 361 nucleotides. RefSeq lists its product as uncharacterized. Lineage: Eukaryota; Ciliophora; Oligohymenophorea; Peniculida; Parameciidae. The transcript is spliced from 2 exons. The record is from RefSeq and is a predicted model, not a curated record.